This is a messenger RNA of Cariama cristata (Red-legged seriema), 2706 nucleotides long. RefSeq names its product dynactin 1 (gene DCTN1). Gene Ontology annotation, cellular component: spindle pole; microtubule associated complex; kinetochore. Lineage: Eukaryota; Metazoa; Chordata; Aves; Cariamiformes; Cariamidae. The record is from RefSeq and is a predicted model, not a curated record. The annotation marks the transcript as partial. The transcript is spliced from 21 exons. Gene Ontology annotation, biological process: nuclear migration; establishment of mitotic spindle orientation.
ACCAGCGCCCGGCGGCCCAAGCCCACUCGGACCCCCAAUUCUGCAGCAUCCAGCGGCACGGCUGGGCCCUCGGGCUCAGCUGGGCCCUGGGCCCCAGCCUCUGCCUCCGGCGGGGAGAUGAGCAGCAGCGAGCCCAGCACGCCGGCUCAGACGCCGCUGGUGGCCCCGGUUAUUCCAACUCCCUCCCUGACCUCUCCGGUGGCCCCUCCGGUUCCCUCGCCCACAAAGGAGGAGGAAAAUUUGCGUUCUCAAGUCAGGGACCUGGAGGAGAAAUUGGAGACUCUGAAGAUAAAGCGAAAUGAAGACAAAGCGAAGCUGAAAGAGCUCGAGAAGUACAAGAUCCAGCUGGAGCAGGUGCAAGAAUGGAAGAGUAAAAUGCAAGAACAACAGGCUGAUCUCCAGAAACGUUUAAAGGAGGCCAAAAAGGAAGCCAAAGAUGCCUUGGAAGCCAAGGAGCGCUACAUGGAGGAGAUGGCAGACACUGCCGAUGCCAUUGAAAUGGCAACCCUGGACAAGGAGAUGGCAGAAGAGCGAGCAGAGUCCCUGCAGCAGGAGGUGGACUCCCUAAAAGAGAAGGUGGAAUAUCUCACGAUGGACCUGGAGAUCCUGAAGCAUGAGAUUGAAGAGAAAGGCUCGGACGGAGCAGCAUCCAGUUAUCAAGUCAAACAGUUGGAAGAGCAAAACGCGAGACUCAAGGAAGCUCUUGUAAGGAUGCGGGACUUGUCUGCAUCAGAGAAGCAGGAGCAUGUGAAGCUUCAGAAGCAAAUGGAGAAGAAAAACACAGAGCUGGAGUCCCUGCGUCAGCAGAGGGAGAAGCUUCAGGAGGAGGUGAAGCAGGCAGAGAAAACGGUUGAUGAACUAAAGGAACAGGUGGAUGCUGCUUUGGGUGCUGAAGAGAUGGUGGAGACUCUGACGGAGAGAAACUUAGACCUGGAGGAGAAGGUCCGGGAGCUGCGUGAGACUGUUGGAGACCUGGAAGCCAUGAACGAGAUGAAUGACGAGCUGCAGGAAAACGCCCGGGAGACAGAGCUGGAGUUACGGGAGCAGCUGGAUAUGGCGACGGCGCGGGUCCGCGAGGCAGAGAAGCGUGUGGAGGCUGCGCAGGAGACCGUGGCUGACUACCAGCAGACCAUCAAAAAAUACAGAGAGCUGACGGCACACCUUCAGGACGUGAACCGAGAACUGAUGAGUCAGCAAGAAGCAUCUGCUGAGAAACAGCAGCAGCCUCCUCCCGAGAUGUUUGACUUCAAGAUUAAAUUUGCAGAGACAAAAGCCCACGCUAAGGCGAUCGAGAUGGAGCUGCGGCAGAUGGGAGCGCCGGUGCUGCUGCUCAUCCCUCGGCUCAUCUGCAAGGCUGAGCUGAUCAGCAAACAGGCUCAGGAGAAGUUUGACCUGAAUGAAAACUGCGCAGAGCGCACCGGCCUCAGGGGUGCUGCGGGAGAGCAGCUGAGCUUCGCCGCCGGGCUGGUCUAUUCCCUGAGCCUUCUGCAGGCUACGCUGCACAAAUAUGAACAGGCCCUGAACAAAUGCAGCGUGGAGGUGUAUAAGAAGGUGGGGAUGCUGUACCCCGAGAUGAGCGUCCAUGAGCGCUCCCUGGACUUCCUGAUCGAACUGCUGCACAAGGACCAGCUGGACGAGACUGUCAACGUAGAGCCGCUGACCAAAGCCAUCAAGUACUACCAGCAUCUGUACAGCAUCCACCUGGCUGACCAGGCUGAGGACUGCACGUUGCAGCUGGCCGACCACAUCAAGUUCACCCAGAGUGCCUUGGACUGCAUGGGGGUGGAGGUGUGCCGGCUGCGAUCCUUCCUCCAGGCUGGGCAGGAGGCGUCCGACCUUGCCAUCCUCCUCAAGGACCUGGAGACCUCGUGCAGUGACAUUCGCCAGUUUUGCAAAAAGAUCAGGCGCCGCAUGCCUGGGACGGACGCUCCGGGUAUCCCUGCGGCACUGGGCUUCGGGCAGCAGGUGUCGGACACGCUGCUGGACUGCCGCAAGCACCUGACCUGGGUGGUGGCCGUGCUGCAGGAGGUGGCCGCUGCUGGGGCGCAGAUGAUUGCUCCUCUGGCAGAGAACGAGGGGCUGCUGGCGGUGAAGCUGGAGGAUCUGGCCUUCAAAGCGAGCGAGCAGAUCUACGGCACCCAGGGCAUCAACCCCUACGAGUGCCUGCGUCAGUCUUGCAGCAUCCUCAUCGCGACCAUGAACAAGAUGGCCACGGCCAUGCAGGAGGGAGAAUACGAUGCGGAUAGGCCACAGACCAAGCCCACCCCACCUGCUGACCUACGGGCAGCGGCUCUUCGGGCAGAGAUCACUGAUGCCGAGGGGCUGGGGCUUAAGCUGGAGGACAGGGAGACAGUCAUCAAAGAACUGAAAAAGUCCCUCAAGAUCAAGGGCGAGGAGCUCAGCGAAGCAAAUGUGCGGCUCAGCCUCCUGGAGAAGAAGCUGGACAGCGCGUCCAAGGAUGCAGACGACCGUGUGGAAAAGAUACAGACAAAGCUGGAUGAGACCCAGACGCUGCUCAAAAAGAAAGAGAAGGAGUUUGAGGAGACCAUGGAUGCUCUUCAGGCAGAUAUCGACCAGCUGGAAUCAGAGAAAGUGGAGCUGAAGCAGCGCUUGAACAACCAGUCAAAGCGAACCAUCGAGGGCCUGCGCGGUGCCCCUGCCUCUGGAGUUGCCUCCAUCGUGUCUGGCAUUGCCGGAGGUGCGUAA